Molecule: messenger RNA, 3931 nt
Organism: Manihot esculenta (cassava)
Lineage: Eukaryota; Viridiplantae; Streptophyta; Magnoliopsida; Malpighiales; Euphorbiaceae
Product: FACT complex subunit SPT16
Exons: 2
Coding region: 523-3687 (1054 amino acids)
Biological process (GO): transcription elongation by RNA polymerase II; positive regulation of transcription elongation by RNA polymerase II
Cellular component (GO): FACT complex
Molecular function (GO): nucleosome binding
Source: RefSeq, a predicted model, not a curated record
UGUAUAUGGAGCUUUUGUGUCUCCUCUCUCUCUUGGAUUGCUGCUUGCCUUCAUCUUAUCUUGAGCUUUAGCGUGGGUUGCUAAGGCUGUAAGGUUACUAUUUGGGAGAUCAGAUCAAGCCUGGUGGUGAUUUUCUUUCUUAGGUGACCAGCAGCUCAAUUGAGAGGCUGUGAAAAUUAUGAUGCACUGGAUCGUAUCUACAUGUAGGGUUUAGAGUUUUUCUGCUAUGGGUUACAAUUUAGUUUUUAUUUUUACUGGGCCUUAGAUUAUUUUCAAUUUGUGUGUGGGCUCUGCAUCUGUAACUGUGCGCCUCAUUUAUAAUGAAUUGAAUUUUAACUUUGAAAAAAAAGUGGGAACUAAUUAAUUAAUUUGAUAAAAAGUACUAAUUUACGCAAGAACUUCUUAUUGAGUUCGGAAGUCCAAAACAUUAAAGGAAACAAAAAUUUCACUCACUCUCUUCUCUCGAGUUCUCCCUUUUCAUUUUUUGAAGCUUGUUCUUCGAUUCCGGGCUGAGGAACCCAUAUGGCUGACCAGCGGAACCCUAGCGGGGGCCAAAAUGCAUAUAAGAUUAACACCGAUAAGUUCAAACUACGACUUAAGACACUGUAUUCGCAUUGGAAUAAACACAAGGAUGAACUAUGGGGGUCUGCUGAUGCGCUUGCAAUAGCUACGCCGCCACCUUCGGAUGAUUUGCGGUACCUGAAAUCAUCCGCCAUGAAUCUUUGGUUACUAGGUUAUGAGUUCCCGGACACUAUAAUGGUAUUUACCAAGAAGCAGAUUCAUUUCUUGUGUAGUCAAAAGAAGGCUGCUUUGCUUGAGGUUUUGAGAACACCUGCUCAUGAUGUUGCGGGAGGUAUAGAUGUUGUUAUUCAUGUCAAGGCAAAGGGGGAUGAUGGGACAACAUUAAUGGAAGCUAUAUUUCGUGCUAUUCGAGCGCAGCCAAAUGCUAGUGUUGUUGGAUACAUAGCCAAGGAGGUUCCAGAAGGUACUCUUUUGGAGACUUGGGCUGAAAAACUGAAGACUGCAGGUUUCCAGCAGAUUGCCGAUGUAACUAAUGGGUUUUCUGACCUGCUUGCUUUCAAGGAUGCUGAAGAGAUUUUGAAUGUAAAGAAAGCUGCUUAUUUGAGUGUUAGUGUGAUGAGCAAUGUUGUCAUUCCCACUCUUGAGAAUGCUAUUGAUGAGGAGAAGAAAGUUACCCAUUCUGCUUUGAUGGAUGACGCAGAGAAGGCCAUAAUGGAUCCUGCCAAAGCUAGGGCGAAGUUAAAAGCAGAAAAUUGUGAUAUAUGUUACCCUCCCAUAUUUCAAAGUGGAGGAGAAUUUGAUCUCAGACCCAGUGCUGCCAGCAAUGAUGAGUAUCUCUACUAUGAUCCUGCCAGUGUCAUCAUAGUUGCAAUUGGAGCCCGAUAUAACAAUUACUGUUCAAACCUUGCCAGGACAUUCUUGAUUGAUGCCAAUCCAAUGCAGAGAAAGGCUUAUGAGGUUCUGCUCAAAGCCCAUGAAGCAGCAAUUGGUGCAUUAAAGCCUGGGAACAAGAUCAGUGCUGUGUAUCAAGCAGCUGUGUCAGUGGUUGAGAAAGAGGCUCCUGAAUUAGUUCCCUAUCUGACAAAAUCAGUAGGUACAGGGAUUGGGCUUGAGUUCCGUGAGUCUGGCCUGAAUCUUAAUGCCAAGAAUGAUCGAUCGUUGAGGCCAAAUAUGAUUUUUAAUUUGUCACUCGGUUUUCAGAACUUACAGAACCAAACAAAUAACCCAAAGAUCCGGAAUUAUUCUCUAUUAGUUGCUGAUACUGUUAUUGUAGGCCAAACAAAUCCAGAAGUGGCAACUUGUAAGAGCUCAAAAGCUGUUAAAGAUGUGGCUUACUCUUUCACUGAAGAGGAUGAAGUAAAACCAGAACCUAAACCUGGGGCUAAUGGCACAAAGGCCUUCAUGUCCAAGACAACACUAAGGUCUGAUUCAGGGGAGAUCUCAAAGGAGGAGAUUCGCAGGCAGCACCAGGCGGAGCUUGCCCGUCAAAAGAAUGAAGAAACUGCAAGGCGACUUACUGGUGAAGAAAGAGCAACAGGAGACAACCGUGGAGCUGCAAAGACUUCAACUGAUUUGAUAGCAUACAAGAAUGUCAAUGAUAUUCCUCCUGCAAGAGAUCUAAUGAUUCAGAUAGACCAGAAGAAUGAGGCUGUGCUUCUGCCUAUUUAUGGGAGUAUGGUACCUUUCCAUGUUGCUACAAUCAGGACAGUUUCCAGCCAGCAAGACACCAACAGAAAUUGCUAUAUCCGUAUUAUAUUUAAUGUGCCGGGAACUCCUUUUAGUCCACACGAUGCAAAUUCACUGAAGUACCCAGGGGCUAUUUACCUGAAGGAAGUUUCAUUUCGGUCCAAGGACCCUAGGCACAUCAGUGAAGUGGUACAGCAGAUUAAGACACUUAGACGGCAUGUUGUGGCUAGGGAGUCUGAGAGGGCUGAGAGGGCAACCUUGGUUACUCAGGAGAAACUUCAGCUUGCUGGGAGUAGAUUCAAGCCAAUAAGGUUGGCGGACCUUUGGAUCCGUCCAGCAUUUGGUGGCCGGGGAAGAAAACUACCUGGUGCUCUGGAAGCUCAUGUAAAUGGAUUUAGAUUUUCAACUAGUAGAAGUGAUGAGCGUGUGGAUGUUAUGUUUGCAAACAUCAAACAUGCUUUUUUCCAGCCUGCAGAGAGGGAAAUGAUCACUCUUCUCCACUUUCACCUUCACAAUCAUAUCAUGGUAGGGAACAAGAAGACCAAGGAUGUGCAGUUUUAUGUGGAAGUGAUGGAAUCGGUCCAGACUUUGGGAGGCGGAAAGAGGUCUGCAUAUGACCCUGAUGAAAUUGAAGAAGAGCAAAGGGAAAGGGACAGGAAGAAUAAGAUCAAUAUGGAUUUUCAGAGCUUUGUAAAUCGGGUGAACGAUCUUUGGAGCCAACCGCAGUUUAGUGGACUCGACCUUGAGUUUGAUCAGCCUUUGAGAGAGCUUGGCUUCCAUGGGGUGCCCUACAAAACCUCAUCUUUCAUCAUCCCAACUUCAAGCUGCUUGGUCGAGCUAGUUGAGACUCCUUUCCUUGUUAUCACCCUAAGUGAGAUUGAGAUUGUGAACUUGGAGAGAGUUGGUCUUGGACAGAAAAAUUUUGAUAUGACCAUUGUGUUUAAGGAUUUCAAGCGGGAUGUCCUUCGGAUUGAUUCUAUCCCAUCAACAUCACUAGAUGGCAUAAAGGAAUGGCUUGACACAACGGACAUAAAGUAUUAUGAGAGCAAGUUGAAUUUGAACUGGCGGCAGAUACUGAAGACAAUCACUGAUGACCCUCAGAGUUUCAUAGAUGAAGGGGGUUGGGAAUUUUUGAAUUUGGAAGCUAGUGAUUCAGACUCUGAGAAAUCGGAGGAUUCAGACAAGGGUUAUGAGCCAUCAGAUGCAGAACCUGAGUCUGAGUCAGAAGAUGAUGACUCGGAUAGUGAGUCAUUGGUGGAGUCUGAUGAGGACGAGGAGGAGGAGGAUUCAGAGGAAGAUUCCGAGGAAGAAAAAGGCAAGACCUGGGAAGAGUUAGAGAGGGAAGCAAGCAAUGCAGACAGGGAAAAAGGGGAUGAGUCUGAUAGUGAGGUGGAGAGGAAUAGAAGGAAAGCGAAGAAUCUUGGGAAGUCUCGGGCCCCUCCUAGUAGCAGCAUGGCCAAGCGUUCCAGGUUCAGAUAGAUGUGAGGAAUUCCCCCCCCUUCCUUUUUUUUGUACCAUGUAGCAGCUGCAGGCAAUUUUGUUUUAGAACUCAGUUUCCUGACGUGGCUUGCAUUGAAGCCAUAAGCUAGUGUUAAUUCUUUAGGAUCUUAUUUAAUCAAUUGUGGCUUUUGAAUGUCGAAGUAGGAGGCUUGAUUAUUGAUUUUUUGCUUGUAAGUUGGCGAUUUUGGUUUUAAUGGAAUUGAAGUUAUACUGCUCCCCAAAA